Molecule: messenger RNA, 492 nt
Organism: Geosmithia morbida
Lineage: Eukaryota; Fungi; Ascomycota; Sordariomycetes; Hypocreales; Bionectriaceae
Product: trafficking protein particle complex subunit 2
Exons: 2
Coding region: 1-492 (163 amino acids)
Biological process (GO): endoplasmic reticulum to Golgi vesicle-mediated transport
Cellular component (GO): TRAPP complex; cytoplasm; nucleus
Source: RefSeq, a predicted model, not a curated record
AUGAGCUACUACUUUGCCAUCGUCGGCAAUCAAGACAACCCCCUCUUCGAAUAUGAGUUCGGCACAUCCAAGCAGGGCGGCGACGGUCAAUCCCGAUUCCCCGAACAGAUGAGGCAUCUAAAUCAGUUUAUUCUUCACUCAAGUCUGGAUAUAGUUGAUGAAGCACAGUGGUCACAUGGGCAGAUGUACCUCAAAUGCAUCGACAAAUUCUUCGACAACUAUGUCUCGUGCUUCGUAACAGGCGGCAACGUCAAAUUCCUCCUCCUCCACCACCCGAUGCUCCCGCCCGGAUCGAGCUCGACGCGCUCCUCGACGGCCAUCGGCGCCAACCCCACCAGCCCUGCGACCGAGGAGGCCAUCAAGAUGUUCUUCAUGGAGGUGUAUGAGACGUGGGUCAAGGCCGUCAUGAGUCCCUUCUACAAGGCGAAUGCCGAGGUGCGCAGUCCGGUAUUCCGUAUGAGGGUAGCUGCGGCGGGGAGGAAAUAUCUGUAG